Acanthamoeba castellanii str. Neff is the source of this 342-nucleotide messenger RNA. RefSeq lists its product as uncharacterized. The transcript has 3 exons. The record is from RefSeq and is a predicted model, not a curated record. Lineage: Eukaryota; Discosea; Longamoebia; Acanthamoebidae. The coding region runs from base 1 to 342 and encodes 113 amino acids.
AUGGGCGGGCUGGCAGGAGCCGGUGAUCCACUGCAACUCCGACGCCAUCUUCUCUACGCCAACAUCACCUUCCAGUUUGUGUCCGAACUCGACGAGAAGCUCUUCUUCGUGGUGUCUUCCAACGACAUCAUGCCCGACGGCACCUGGUGUGUUCAGCAGCGCAUGUGCGACAUCACCGCCGACGACUCGGGCAAGGUGACUCUUCAUCCAUCGGGCAGCGAUGCUCCUUUUGACGUGCGCUACCACAAUGGGACGGCCUCGUCUACUUGGUCCCUUAUCUAUGGCACCAUCAGCGGGACCAACUGGGAUCGGAUCGACAUGCACAGUGCCGACGGCUGUUAG